Messenger RNA from Rhizophagus irregularis DAOM 181602=DAOM 197198, 804 nucleotides. Lineage: Eukaryota; Fungi; Glomeromycota; Glomeromycetes; Glomerales; Glomeraceae. The record is from RefSeq and is a predicted model, not a curated record.
AUGUGGAUAAAGAAAUCUACAAAAGGAAUUCAAAUAAAAAAUUUAGUUCAUCGUGAUUUUCAUACAGGAAAUAUAUUAAUUUUAAAUUACAUAAGUUAUUUUAGUAACUGUGUAUUAAUUUCAGAUAUGGGAUUAUGUGGAGAAGUAGAUGAAACUAAAAUUUAUGGAGUUAUGCCUUAUAUGGCUCCUGAAGUAUUAAGAGGAAAGCUUUAUACUCAAGCAGCAGAUAUUUAUAGUUUCGGUAUGAUAAUGUACUUUGUAGCAACUGGAAAACAACCUUUUGGCGAUCAUGCACAUGAUCAUCUUCUUGCAUUAGAUAUUUGCAAAGGAAUUAGACCUGAAAUAAGUGAGCCAGAAGCACCAAAAUAUUAUAUUGAUUUAAUGAAAAAGUGUUGGGAUUUAGAUAAAAAUAAUAGACCAGAUAUUUUUGAGAUAAAUAAAUUAAUCACAUCAUUUUAUGAGUUAUAUGUGGAGAAUUUUGUUACUGUAGAAAAUGAAGAAAUUGUAAUACAAUUUAAGGAGGCAGAAGAAUAUAGAAAAGCAAAUCUUACUUCCAUUGAAAAUUACCAAACAGCUACCCAUUCACAAGCUAUUUAUACAUCUCGAUUACUUAAUCCUAUUACAAAAGAUCUUCCAAAAAAUGAUGAUGAUUAUAAUUCUCAAUGUUUAGAUCAAGUAAUCUGACUCCAGAUGAAAUCCAAACAAAGUAUAUUAUAAUAAUAUUGUGUUUAAUUAAGAUGUGCUAAAAAUUAUUCACUUGAUAUAUAUUUAUAUAGCUAUUAUUUUAUAGUAAUUUGCAAUUAA